AUGGGACCUUUAAUGAACACAGAUGACCCGCUAUGUCCGAAAGAGAAAAAAUCGAAGCAGCAAUGGAGUAAGUAUGUUAAGGGUGCUUCUGUAAUCUUCGCGUGGUAUAUUGCAAAAGGCGAAAAGGUCACUGUGUUGUCACCACCGCCUCCACAACGAUUUAAUCCUUCUGGGAUGACCACGUACCAAGCAAUUGAAGAGCCAAUUCUUAAGUGGGCUAUAGCCGGUGGGGCUAACUUGCGAAUUGAGAUGGUGCAUCCCACCGUGAAGGGGGCAGAGGACUUUGCCUACGAGGUCUGGCCUGUUAAUCAAACUGCUACCUGGGUUGCAGCCUUUGGGUUGAAGAAUCUUCAAAAGCGCCCGUGGAGAUCGACAAAGAUGGAUCCGCUGCAUGUGGCUAUAAAAAAAGCUAUAGAACCUAGUAAGGCUCUCUCGAUUGGUACAAGACUAGUAUAUUGA
This is a messenger RNA of Exserohilum turcica Et28A, 459 nucleotides long. RefSeq lists its product as uncharacterized. The record is from RefSeq and is a predicted model, not a curated record. The transcript has a single exon. The coding region runs from base 1 to 459 and encodes 152 amino acids. NCBI's taxonomy places the organism in Eukaryota, Fungi, Ascomycota, Dothideomycetes, Pleosporales, Pleosporaceae.